CAGGGAUAGAAGCAUCCAUCGUGGGAAAGUGUGGGCCUAGCAUCACGUGAUCUUUCAACGUCGUCGCGCCGGUUGCGAUAACAUCGCCAAGAUCCGAUCCGGACGAGGGGGCCCAUGUCGCACUUUUUCCAGUUGAAGAGGCAGGCAAGCUCUUAUGGUCAUACACAUCGAAGAACUCUGAAUUUCGGCAAGCUAUCGCGAGUAUCUCAGCAGCAGUCACUGAAGAUGUACCGAGUCUCUCGUCAGGCCUUGCGGGCUGCCCCAUCGAAAUCUAUGAUGACGGCCCGCUACUCUUCGCUCGCCUCUAAGAUGGCAGACGAAGUAUCGUCCAAAUGGAAGGGAACUACUGCCAACGGUGGAAACACGAAGAACUACAUUGGCGGAGAGUUCAGAGAGAGUUCAGCUACCAAAUGGUUAGAUGUGCUGGACCCUUCCACACAGACCGUUGUGAACCGUGUGCCGGAGACGACGGAGAGUGAAUUCAACUCUGCAGUCGCGGCAGCGGCAGAGGCCUACAAAGAAUGGUCCCAGACCAGUAUCAUCCGCCGUCAGAGGAUUAUCUUUGAAUUGCAACAUUUGAUACGUCAGCACACCUCUGAUAUUGCAAAAUCCAUCGUCUUGGAACAAGGCAAGACAUUUGCAGACGCUCAAGGAGAUGUGCAGAGAGGUCUCCAGGUCGUCGAGACCGCUUCCGCCAUUACCUCAACAUUACUCGGUGACAAAUUAGAAGUAGCCAAAGACAUGGACACAUACUCUCGUCGACUCCCGCUCGGAGUCACAGCGGCCAUUACACCCUUCAACUUUCCCGCCAUGAUCGUCUUGUGGUCCGCUGCGUUGGCAACAGUGACUGGAAACACGUUGGUCGUCAAACCUUCUGAGCGAGACCCAGGUGCCACCAUGAUUAUUGCGGAAUUGUGUGAACGGGCCGGUAUGCCUCCAGGUGUAUUCAACGUCGUCCACGGCAGCGCAGACACAGUCAACAGGAUAUGCGACCACAAGGAUAUCAAGGCUAUCUCGUUCGUUGGAGGAGACAAUGCCGGAAAGCACAUCUACAACAGAGCGACUCCUCAAGGAAAACGAGUGCAGGCAAAUCUCGGAGCCAAGAAUCACUGCGUCAUCAUGCCUGACGCCAAUCGAAACUUGACCCUCAACGCUGUGGCCGGUGCAGGAUUUGGAGCCGCAGGUCAGCGAUGUAUGGCUCUGUCUGUCGCAAUCUUUGUCGGAGCUGCUCGCGAGAUGAUCCCAGAAUUGAUCGAGCGAGCAAGAGCUCUCAAAGUAUCCGGUGGAUUCGAGGACGGAACUGAUCUCGGGCCAGUCAUCUCCCCACAGGCGAAGGAGAGAAUCGAAGGCUUCAUCGCCUCUGUUCCGAAGGAGGGCGGAAAGAUCUUGGUAGAUGGACGUGGCGUCGAGGUCCCUGGUUACCCCAAGGGCAACUUUGUUGGACCGACUCUCGUCGAAGUCACCACUGACAUGUCCGCAUACAAGAACGAGAUCUUCGGACCUGUCCUCAGCGUCAUCUGCGCCGAGACACUGGACGAAGCCAUCGAAAUCAUCAAUGCUAAUAAAUACGGAAACGGAGCUGCCAUCUUCACCAACAAUGGUGCUACGGCGAGACGGUUCGAAGUGGAAGCUCAACCAGGUCAAAUCGGAAUCAAUGUCGCUGUCCCCGUUCCAUUGCCCAUGUUCAACUGGUCAGGUAACAAGGGUUCAUUCAUGGGUGACAUUCCAUUCUACGGAAAGACUGGACUCGACUUUUACACUCAGCGCAAGACCACUACAUCCCUGUGGCCAGCUCAGGAUGCCAUUGGAAAUAAGGCAACCGUCGCCAUGCCACAAUUCCACUAGAUCAGGACAGCACUGGCAUGAAUGUGUAUUGCAUACAACAU
Molecule: messenger RNA, 1886 nt
Organism: Kockovaella imperatae
Lineage: Eukaryota; Fungi; Basidiomycota; Tremellomycetes; Tremellales; Cuniculitremaceae
Product: Aldehyde/histidinol dehydrogenase
Exons: 13
Coding region: 115-1845 (576 amino acids)
Biological process (GO): L-valine catabolic process; thymine catabolic process
Cellular component (GO): mitochondrion
Molecular function (GO): malonate-semialdehyde dehydrogenase (acetylating, [NAD(P)+]) activity; methylmalonate-semialdehyde dehydrogenase (acylating, NAD+) activity
Source: RefSeq, a predicted model, not a curated record